Messenger RNA from Fusarium subglutinans, 2343 nucleotides. RefSeq lists its product as uncharacterized. The transcript has a single exon. The coding region runs from base 1 to 2343 and encodes 780 amino acids. The record is from RefSeq and is a predicted model, not a curated record. NCBI's taxonomy places the organism in Eukaryota, Fungi, Ascomycota, Sordariomycetes, Hypocreales, Nectriaceae.
AUGAGCAACGCGCAGAACAAACGCGCUGCGCAACCCCAUCAAGAUGAACCCGCCAAGAAGAGAGGUCGGCCUUCAAAGGCAGCGCUUGAUUCGAUGGUUCCUGCGGACAGCAUGAGCCGAGUACAAGCCCGUGAAAUGCUUGAACGCCAUCCUGAGCUGAAUUAUUCUAGCCAAGAUGAGCCUUCAUUCUACGACGAGCUUGUCCCCUGGCCUAAGAAACAUGACUGGAGCGACAAAGAUAAUACUGCGGUCGAUAGGGAAUGGAAUCGGUCUGAGGUGAAGAAAGAGAGCUCCAAGGCCUUGAAUACGUGUCAAUACGCGGCGUUGUACUUGCUCUUCAAGAUCUCCCUCAGAUUGUACCGGACGACACCGAUUGCACUCUUGUCGCCAGUUUAUGGCCUGCGAUACCAACCAGUAUCAAAAGUGGCCAAUAGAUGGAUCAUGGCAGGCACAUUCUGUGAGACUCUCUCUGGCAUCAUGGUUCAUCCAUGCUGGGAGGAGGACACAGCUUCGUUGGCCAUAGCCUUGGGGUGGGCAGUCAUUUGCCGGCUCGAUUCUCGCACUGCGUGGGAAGUCUCCGUGGAGGUUUCUUGCCCAGUCAUUCAACGAACCUUUGACAAGAUCCAAGGUUACGGACAAAAGUCCUUGGACAAAUCAUACCAUGAUUUGCACAAGGCCGAAAGGGAACGCGCUUCUGCCAGAGGGGAGUCACUGUCCUGGCAUUCGGACAUUCUCUAUGCACUCGGCGAGGCGGUCCCAAAAGAACAAAAGAAGAGGCCCGAUGAGGAUUCUGAAUAUUUUCGUGUCUUUGGCCGCAAUGUUCUUCCGGUGACUAAGUGGGAUCUUGAUGUCCUCGCUCAAGUUGUCAAUUCUAUGGACUUCGAACCUCAAUGGAACUAUGGCACUCAAGAGGCCCUGCUCGCUUGGAAGAUCGAGGUUUCUCGUUCUCGUGAUGAAUCUCGUACUGAGUUACCGCGACAGGAAAGGCUCUCGCUUAUAUAUCAAUGGGUACACCUGAGUAUAUUCAGGCAUAUUAGACUCUUAGAUAGACAGCUUUCUCCCUCGCAAGGUACGGAGGAAACUGACGCUGAUGAUAGUCAGAACUCAGAUCCUGCUUCGUCCAGUGACGAUACUGGGUCUCAUCAAGAGACUUCCUCGCCACAGCAGAUGCGUCGAGUAAGUGCUGUCGAUGACUCUAGUCGACGCCCAAAGCGCCGCCGUCAACGCAUUGUCGAGGACUCUGGUGAUGAGGACUCUAGUGACGAGGAGUAUGUUGGACUUCGUCGUCUCCCGAUAAUCCGUCACGGACGUGAUGUCAACGAUGCCGAGGAAGAGCACACUGCGACAGUGCGCCCUGACGUUUCUGAUGCCCGCCCUCUACCUGAAGUAGAGAGUGGAGUUGAUGAUGACAUGACUAACAUUUUCGAUGAUGGUCUCAACCUCGAUUUCGAUGGGUUUGUUCCACAUGUUACCGAGGAGGUGGACGAGUGUGGCCCUUAUGGACCAACUCUUGCCGAAUCAUUUCCUCCUGGACGCCGUGCAUCCCCUGUAUAUGCUUCUCUCCGAGAGAAGAAGAUGCUUUCAGAACUCUCAGAGCUAAGGAAAGAGAACAAGGAGUUGCGGGACGGCCAGAAGCAACUGCAAGACCUCUUUACUGAGGGACAGAAAGAGCAGAAGCAGCUGAUUCUUGAUAUGAAGCUGCAGUUGGAUAGCAUGCAGUCUGAAUUGAGCCAGCUGCGUCAGUCCAAGGAAGCACCCAACCAAGGUGCCGUUGUACAGAGUCAUCCGGAAAGGCUUCGCCCUCCUGGAGCGACUGUCAUCGACCCCCGUGGCGCUACCAAUAGUCCCGAGCUGGGAACAGAUCCUUCGGCGCCUCGCAAUGAUGUUAGAAUCGUGCAGGAAACGAUCAAUCCGAAACCCGCAGAGGAGGACAUUACCCCUGAGCCACCUGUCCCUAAGCGAAAGACUCCAGAACCAGAGAGGUCUGAGCAACAGGCAACAGAUGCGCCGGAGGUCAUUCAAAAUGCGCCUGAACAGAACGCAUCCAAGCAGAAGACGCCUGAACCAGAGCAGUCUCAGCAACAGGAUGACACUGUUGAGGUAGAGCACCUUGAGCAAUUGUCUGACCAAAGUCGCCAGGCAUUGGCUCCUCGCGCCGGCGUCAAGGUUAGUUCACAGAACUUGACCAAAGACGUAUUGCGUGGACUUGCCCAGCGCCCUGUCAAGAAGGAAAGAAGGAUUGGUAGUAUGACGGGCUUGGUAUCUGGACAGACACCUAUUUCAGGUGUGCAAAGGGAUAUCUUUAAGACCCCACGGACAAAGGUCUUAAAAAUAAUUAAGUAA